Messenger RNA from Melanotaenia boesemani (Boeseman's rainbowfish), 3034 nucleotides. RefSeq lists its product as uncharacterized. The record is from RefSeq and is a predicted model, not a curated record. The transcript is spliced from 3 exons. The coding region runs from base 1088 to 2569 and encodes 493 amino acids. Lineage: Eukaryota; Metazoa; Chordata; Actinopteri; Atheriniformes; Melanotaeniidae.
CUUGUACUUUUUACUCUUACUUAAGUAAAUUUAUGAGCAAAUAACGCUACUCUUACUCCGCUACAUUGGGCAAAAGUGGACUCGUUACUUCUCUUUAUAACGUUUGUUUUUCUCCCGUGGAUAACCAUAUGACCAUGUUCCGCCAGUCAAAUGUAGCAGCAAUAAUCACAUGACUCCGUCUGACCUAUCAGAUGUAUCCAUGCUGCAACUUGCACGGAAACAAAAUAUUAGCGGCAGAAAGUAUUUUCUUCCAAAGACGAGCUACGGCGAAAAACAAGGGAAAAUGGCAGCAGCAAAUGUCUGCAUUGAAGAAGAGGACACAACAGAAGACGGCGAAGUUGGAGAACAUCCCAGGCCUCAUAUUCAAAGCAUGUUUAGCUUGCGCAAAACGCAAAAGAACAGCUGUGUAAUGCGGUGUCUUCUGUGCCUACCAAAACAAACCGACAUUUCAGCAUUCAAAAACUCGACGUCUAAUUUGAGGAAACACGUUGCGAUAAGUAUAACGUUAUAAUUUUAUUACAUAUCAUUAUCAUUAGCCUACAUAUCAGCCAUAAUUCAUCCAACAGUUCUUUCAUCUGGGCUGCAUCUAACGUUAAGGUUAGUACAUCUAAUAACCACAUUAACAAUAAUAAAAAAGGCACCCAUCACUAAUGUUUUAAAAGUGUUAUUGUUCUCAUUGUAUACUAUUCAUGCACAAGAAAUAUUGUAAGUUAAACCUUUUUUCAGAGGCGUUAAUUCAGCACCAGUACAUAAAUCACACAACUAAAGUGCAACUACAACACACUAUUUACCACUCUUCCCGUAUAUAAAACUUUAUGACUUAAUAUGUUAUACUUUGAAGCCUCAUUUAUAUUUUUCUGUCGACAGAGGGUUCACACCGACAGCAUGAAGAAAUACACAGACCUAAUUGAGUCCCACAGAAAACGAAGGUCCUUCACUACAAGUGAACCACCUGCAAAAAGUGCAAAGCUCUCCCUUCUCAAGCCCACAACGAGUAUCCAAGGCAACAUUUGAUCAUCUUGUAAUCAGAUUUGUCUGUGAGGCCAACUUACCUUUUUCUGUGGUGGAGACACCAUCGUUUAAGACUAUGAUGGGAACAAUACUGCCUAAGCAUACAGUAAUGACAAGAAAAACAUUGUGCUCAAAAAUACAGGAAGCUGCCAAAACAAUGAAGAACACUAUUAUAAAAACGCUCAGUACUGUUAACUAUGUUGCAACAACAACAGACUGCUGGUCAGCCCGACAGCGCAGCUACUUAGGAGUGACCUGCCACUGGAUUCAUGACAGCACCUUAGAAAGGCACUCUGCUGCACUGGCUUGUAGGCCUCUUAAAGGCUCACACACCUUUGAUGUGCUUGCAGCAGCGUUAGAAGAGAUACAUUCUGAAUAUCAAAUAAGAGAUAAGGUGACAAGGACAACCACUGACAGUGGUUCCAACUUUCUAAAAGCUUUUCGAAUAUAUGGCGAAGAUGAAGAAGUCACCAAUGAAGAGGAGGAGAUGGACAUCACCAAUGAUGAGGCAUCAGAGGAUGAGUGUGAGUCGGAGGUGGAGAUCCAGGAUGUCUCUGCUGUGUUGAAUGAUAAUACAGGCCUUGAAUACCAACUUCCGAGGCACCAAAAGUGUGCCUGCCAUCUCCUAAACCUGAUGUCUACAGUAGAUGCUGCCGCCACGGCAGCGACCAAUGACACAUACAAAAGGCUGUCUCGAUCUGCUUUUCCAAAGUGUUCUGCUCUAUGGAACAAAACCAGUAGGUCAACCAUGGCCUUUGAAAUAGUGGAACGUGAAUGUAAGCUGCAGUUCCUCCAACCAACUCAAACACGUUGGAGCUCCCUGUUCCUGGCUGUGGAGAGAGUUGUAUGCAUUCAGAAAGAGCAAGGAGAGGCAGCAAUUCAGAAUGUCUGCACAGCACUGAAGAUAAAGAUGUUUAAUCCUGCUGAAUUUGGAUUUUUGGCUGGGUACACUGCUGUCAUGAAACCUGUUGCCAUGGCCAUCAACAUCCUUCAAGGGGAAACGUCUGUGCACAUGGGAUUUUUGCUGCCAACACUUUACCAGUUGCAGGAGAAGCUAAUAAGGCUGGAGUUAUCCUGCAAAGUCUGCAGAGCUCUGGUAGAUGCCCUGCUCAAUGGGAUUCAGAAACGUUUUGGAGGCGCCAUGGAGGACCCUGAGCUGAUUGCAGCAGCAAUACUCUUACCUCUUAUACUCUUAAGAUUUCGAACAUUCUGGACAACAAAGGAGUGCAUCUUAAAAGCUGGACUUGACUUCAUUAGAAAUCACCUAGACACAGACUCCGAUGAUGGCAGCACAAACAGCAGUCGCUAUGAUGAAGGUGACUUCUUUGCAUCCAUGAAAUCAGGAAAACCACAAGCAGGAGAGCUGGAGAGGUACCUUUCAUGUCCAUCCUCUGAAGGUAUGGAUCUACUGCACACCUUUCCUCACAUCAAGAAGCUCUCACUGAAACUCAACACUGGUCUUCCUGCAUCUGCGGCCUCCAAGAGACUUUUCAAUCAUGCAGGACUUAUGUUUACUGCUAAACGAUCACAGCUUCACAGCAAGAAUCUUGAAGCUUAACCGUCAGUUCACUGAGUGAGAACAAGCACCACACAUGCACAGACUCAAAAGUGGCAUGUACAACAAAAACACUCCCCAUAGCACACACACAAUGACUUCUGUUGUGUCCUCUUCUUCAUAUCAGACAUUUGCCAUAACAGUGUUGUUUUAAUGUUAUUUUCUGGUUGCCAAGCAUGCUGAGCCAUUUGGAGGGCAAAAGUUAAUCAGAAGUUUGUUUUGUGACUUGGAAUAGUUUGCAGGGUUCUCACAUACAGUACAUACAAUAUGUUGUAUGUUUUUUGUUGCUGUUAAAAAGCUUUUGUUUGAAAGCUUGUACAAGUUAUUUAUAAAGAUGUCAUUUAUUUUGUUUUUUUACUGAUUAUUUAGUUUAUUUUUGAAAAUACAAGAAUUUGCACAUUUUAUUUAUUUUAUUGUCUGAUUUUAUAAAUACAAAGAAAUAAAUCCGAUGUUACAUUUAAACAGUUA